This is a messenger RNA of Struthio camelus australis, 2071 nucleotides long. Lineage: Eukaryota; Metazoa; Chordata; Aves; Struthioniformes; Struthionidae. The record is from RefSeq and is a predicted model, not a curated record.
AUGCAAAGCCGCAAAACUGAAGCGCGUAGAGAAAACGUGCCAAGUGCCUCUUGGACGCGACGUGGCCCCGGCUCUGUAGCUAGGAGCGGGUGGAGUGAAGGCCGGCCGAGCCUCAAUCCGUUUGACGGGCGCGCAGAGGGAGACCAGGAGAGAGAAGAGCUGUCCCGCUCUCACGCCCCGCGCCGAUUUGCCUGGAGCACGUUCUCGCGCCUAGCGUCCAAGUUACUCCACGGGCCGAAGGACAAACGGGACUUCUUUGAGAGUUACAUCUCCAUUGCGUCGACCGUGCCCUCGGUGCUCUGCCUGAUUGGAAACUUUCUGCUCGUCAACAAGGUGCCUGCCGGCGUCCGCAUCCUGUCCUCCCUCUUCGUGAUGCUGACCGUCUUCUUGGUGAUCACGGUGCUGGUGAAGGUAGAUGCUUCCACCUGGACCACCCGCUUCUUCGCCAUCACCAUUGUCUGCGUGGUGGUCGUCAGCAGCGCCUCCACCAUCUUCACCAGCAGCAUCUUUGGCCUGACCAGCUGCUUCCCGAUGAAGAACUCGCAGGCCUUGAUCUCAGGCCAGGCCAUGGGCGGCACGGUCAGCGCCAUCGCCUCCGUGAUAGACCUGGCGGCGGCAGCCGACGUUACCGACAGCGCCCUGGCCUACUUCCUGACGGCGGACAUCUUCAUCGUCAUCUGCAUCAUGGUCUACCUCCUCCUCCCCAAGCUGGAGUACUCCAGGUAUUACAUGAGAAGCCACAAAGAGAGCCCAUAUCUGGCAGCAGAAUCGCCUAGCAGCUCUUUGGAGGACGGGUCGCAAAGCAGUUUGAACAACUCACUUUUAGCAAAAGGGACCAGUACUGGAGAUGUCCCCCCACUCCGUGCCAUCCUGAGGAAGACUGCUGUCCUAGGCUUCUGCGUCUUCUACGUCUUCUUCAUCUCCAUCAUCGUUUUCCCUUCUCUCUCCUCCAACAUAGAGUCUGUCAACAAGUCCUCCGGCAGCCUGUGGACCAACAAGUACUUUGUGCCGCUCACGAGUUUCCUUCUGUACAAUUUUGCAGACUGGUGUGGGAGGCAAAUCACGGCCUGGAUCCAGACCCCGGGCCCAAAGAGCAAGCUGCUGCCUGCUCUCGUUCUCCUGAGGACUGUCUUGCUCCCACUGUUCAUACUGAGCAACUAUCAGCCUCGGACUCGAAUCAAAACCGUGGUCUUCAACCGAGACGUGUACCCGGUGGCCUUCACCGUGCUCCUAGGACUCAGCAACGGCUACUUGGGAACGCUAGCCAUCAUCUACGGCCCCAAGAUCAUGCCAAGGGAGUUGGCCGAAGCGGCGGGGGUGGUGAUGACGUUUUAUCUCAUGCUGGGGCUGGCGCUGGGGUCCGCCUGCUCCGUUCUCGUUGUCCACCUCAUAUAGAGGAGUGGUGGAGGGCCCCGCGUGCUGUGUGGUACUACUUUCGGGUGUUCUCCCUCUCUGUUUCCAAAAGGCAAGGCAUGGCACGGUUUUAGGGCAGACCCCAAAUGGUGUGGCAUGGCCAGCAGCCUGCCUUUGCGCGUUGGUUUGGCGCCCAGGAGGAGGUCUGCCUUCAGCAAACGGGUGCUUUGGGGUUGUCUCGCUACCCUGAGCCCUUUGUGGACACUAACUUAUUUUUUGAAGGAAACUGAAAUACUAAGUAGCCUUUAGUGGUUUUUCAGGUGCCUUUUGCCUAUGUUGAAAAAAGUCUGUAAAAGUCAUGGCGAGUUAUUAGAAAGGCUCUGAUGUUGCGCUUUCUAAGUUCGCGGUAGAAAAUCAGUUAAUUCAAAUAGACAGACAGCAUAUGGUACCCAGAUGCUUUCAGAAGGAUGAGCUACUGUAACACCCAAAAAGAUGCCCACCCCCAUGGGGGAUUAGCAUUUAAAGUCACUUUAAACUUACAUAUGCAAAUGCAGCCUGGACUAAAGACAGUUGUUAUAUUGAUCUUCCCAAAUUACCUGGAUUUGUGGUCUAGGAGGCAUUACAGUCAACGCCUCAGGGGAAACUAUCUAUGGAAAAGGUUUCCUUUACCUUGACUUGGUGACUCAGUUAUUGGAAAAAAAAUUAAAUAUUGAACUUU